Aspergillus melleus is the source of this 789-nucleotide messenger RNA. RefSeq names its product lytic polysaccharide monooxygenase auxiliary activity family 9 protein. The transcript is spliced from 3 exons. Bases 1 to 789 code for a protein of 262 amino acids. NCBI's taxonomy places the organism in Eukaryota, Fungi, Ascomycota, Eurotiomycetes, Eurotiales, Aspergillaceae. The record is from RefSeq and is a predicted model, not a curated record.
AUGAAGCUCACUCUUCUAGCCACCGCAGCGAUCGCACCCUUGGUCUCGGCGCAUUACUUCUUUGACACCCUCGUCAUUGACGGUCAGGAAACCACUCCUAACCAAUAUGUUCGCUCCAACACUCGUCCCGAAAAAUACAACCCAACCAAGUGGAAGAACACCCGCGACGACAUGACUCCUGAUAUGCCGGACUUCCGCUGCAACAAGGGCGCCUUCACCUUCGCUGGCCAGACCGAGACGGCGGAAGUCAAGGCCGGGUCGAAGCUUGCAAUGAAGCUCGGCGUGGGAGCUACAAUGAAGCACCCUGGCCCUGGUCUUGUAUAUAUGUCUAAAGCGCCCGGCGCGGCCAACCAGUACGAAGGUGACGGCGACUGGUUCAAGAUUCAUGAGGAGGCCAUUUGCGACCAGGGCAAGGACAUCCAAACCGAUGCCUGGUGUACUUGGGAUAAGGACCGGAUCGAGUUUACAAUUCCCGCAGAGUUGCCAGACGGGGAGUAUCUUAUUCGGUCGGAGCAUAUUGGCGUACAUGGAGCGCAUGAUGGACAGGCUGAAUUCUACUACGAAUGCGCUCAAGUCAAGGUCACCGGCGGUGGUAAUGGAAAUCCGGGACCCACAAUCAAGUUUCCGGGUGGCUACAAGAAGGAUGAUCCCUCAUUCAAUUUCAGCAUCUGGGGAGGCAUGAAGGAUUAUCCCAUGCCUGGUCCUGCUGUCUGGACUGGUGGUUCAGGUUCAGCCUCUAACGGGAGCAGCCACUUCCGCCGUGGACACAAGGCUCACCUUCGCCAUUGA